Molecule: messenger RNA, 4107 nt
Organism: Notechis scutatus (mainland tiger snake)
Lineage: Eukaryota; Metazoa; Chordata; Lepidosauria; Squamata; Elapidae
Source: RefSeq, a predicted model, not a curated record
GCUAACAAGAUGGUCCAAGCUCACCGACUGUCAGUUGAUUAUUAUAACCAGCCACUUCAGAGACAACGGGCAGCGAGUGCGGUCAGCAUUAUCACCAGUGUUCUUGAAGAGCUUGAAGAAUCAGAUCGAAAAUGGCCUCGCAUCUUGAACAAGUUAGCCCGCAAGUAUCUUAUCUGGAACUGUUGCCCUCUGUGGCAGAAAAUAAAGAAGAAAGUGGGUGUGAUUGUGAUGGACCCCUUUACCGAUCUCAUCAUCACACUUUGCAUUGUGAUGAACACUCUUUUCAUGGCCUUGGACCACUACAAAAUGACCCCCCAGUUUGAGCAAGCUCUUUCGAGUGGUAACAUGAUUUUCACAGCCAUUUUCACGGCAGAAAUGAUCCUGAAGAUCAUCGCCAUGGACCCUUAUCAUUAUUUUCAGCAGCGUUCGAAUGUCUUCGACAGUGUGAUUGUCCUGAUCAGCAUAGUCGAGCUGAGCACGUCUACCGAGACGAAAGAGAACAAGAAAGGAAAGAAGGGUGGGAAAAAGGGCAGCUUUUCGGUCCUGAGAACCUUGAGACUGCUGAGAGUCUUCAAGCUGGCAAAGUCUUGGCCCACCUUAAAUACCCUCAUAAAAAUCAUCUUAAAUUCGGUGGAUGCUCUGGGCAACCUCACCCUGGUCUUAGCCAUUAUCGUCUUUAUUUUUGCUGUCUUUGGGAUGCAACUGUUUGGGAACAGUUAUAAAAGCUCCUGCAAGAAGUUAGACCCCACUUGCAAACUGCGCUGGCACAUGGAGGAUUUUUUUCAUUCUUUCCUCAUUAUCUUCCGGAUCCUGUGUGGGGAAUGGAUUGAGACCAUGUGGCACUGCAUGGUUGUGGCUGAGCGGUCCCUGUGCCUGCUGGUCUUUGUGAUGGUGAUGGUGAUUGGGAAUUUGGUGGUCCUCAAUUUGUUCAUCGCCCUUCUGCUGAACUCCUUCAGUACCGAUAACCUCAACCAGCUCCCAGAAGAUGACAGGGAGACCAACAACUUGAAGAUUGCCUUUGCUAGGAUCCACAGAGGGCUUCAUGUUGCAAAACAGGCCACGUUGACCUUUUUCUUCCGGGCGCUGGGGUGGAAGGGGAAAGCCGCCACCAAGAAAGUAAAAUGUGACUCAGAGAAAUGCGAGGUAGAACUGAGAAACAAUGGCCAUAAUUCCAAAGAAGGCCACAGCAGCCCCCAAGGGAGUGAGAAGAGCCAUCAGGAUGACUUCAUCUCCAAUCCCAGCGUCUUUAUCUGUGUUCCGAUUGCUCAUGUGGAACAGGAAAACCAGUUGCGCUUGAGGGGAGAAAAGGCCAAAAGCUGUGAACUCUGGAGCCGGACUUCAGAAAUUUCUAUCCCUGAAGAAAGAAGUGUACAAGCCUCCAAGGAAAGAGAGAGAAACAUCUGGCCUGUCUUUUUGGUUUUGUAGAAUGCCGACUCAACCAGUUGUUCAGAAGGCAGCACUGUGGAUCUGACAGACCCUAAUGAAUUCCUGAAGAACGUCUCUGAGCUUGAUGAUGAUUUAAAGCAGCCAGACAAUUGCUUCCCAGAAAGAUGUGUUCACCAUUAUCCUUGGUGUUCUGUGAAUACUACUAAGUUUCCAGGGAAAACAUGGUGGAAUUUAAGAAAGACAUGUUACCAAAUUGUGGAACACAACUGGUUUGAAAGCUUCAUUGUGUUCAUGAUUCUGUUAAGUAGUGGAGCGUUGGCAUUUGAAGACAUUUACUUGAGCGAAAGGAGGAAUAUUAAAAUCAUGCUGGAUUAUGCUGACAAAAUCUUCACCUACAUAUUUGUCUUAGAGAUGUUGCUGAAAUGGGUGGCUUACGGAUUCCACAAAUACUUCACCAAUGCCUGGUGCUGGCUUGAUUUCCUGAUUGUAGACAUCUCUCUGAUAACUCUUAUAGCACCUUUGCUUGGAAAAUUGGAGAUGGGCCCCAUGAAAUCUCUCCGUACACUGCGAGCUUUGCGACCGCUAAGAGCCCUGUCUCGAUUUGAAGGGAUGAGGGUGGUGGUCAAUGCCUUACUUGGAGCCAUUCCUUCCAUUAUGAACGUGCUGCUUGUCUGUCUGAUUUUUUGGCUCAUCUUUAGCAUUGUCGGAGUCAGCCUCUUUGCUGGAAAAUUUGGAAAAUGCAUUAACCGGACUGAAACAAAUAGCGUUAUCAACGAAAGUGUCAUUUUGCGGAAGUCUGAUUGCAAGAAUAAAAACAGCACGGGACAACUGUAUUGGACCACCGUUAAAGUGAAUUUUGAUAAUGUUGGCCUAGGCUAUUUGGCUCUUCUUCAAGUGGCAACUUUUAAAGGUUGGAUGGAUAUAAUGUAUGCAGCAGUUGAUUCAACAGGAGUUGAGCUUCAGCCAAAAUGGGAGAACAGCAAAUAUAUGUACAUCUACUUUGUGAUUUUCAUCAUCUUUGGCUCUUUUUUCACUCUGAAUCUCUUUGUGGGGGUCAUUAUUGACAAUUUUAAUCAACAAAAGAAAAAGAUCUUCGGUGGGCAAGACAUCUUUAUGACAGAAGAACAAAAAAAGUACUAUAAUGCUAUGAAAAAACUGGGAUCAAAGAAACCUCAGAAGCCUAUACCAAGGCCAACGAACAAGUACCAAGGAUUCCUUUUUGAUAUUGUGACUCACCAAGUGUUCGAUAUUGCCAUCAUGACUCUCAUCUGCCUUAACAUGGUUACAAUGAUGGUGGAAGCAGAUGACCAAUCUCAGGAGAAACUGUAUGUCCUGAACAAGAUUAACAUUCUCUUUAUCACCCUGUUCACAACUGAGUGUGCCAUGAAGCUGGUGGCCCUGAGACAUUACUAUUUUAUCAACGGGUGGAAUAUUUUCGAUCUGGUGGUUGUGAUCAUGUCAAUUGUAGGUAAUGUGCUUUCUGGGAUUGUAGUCUAUUUCUCGCCCACGCUUUUCCGGGUGAUCCGUUUAGUACGGAUUGGACGAAUCCUUCGGCUCAUUCGAUCCGCCCGAGGAAUCCGGACCCUCCUUUUCGCCCUGAUGAUGUCUCUCCCUGCUCUCUUCAACAUUGGCCUCCUGCUUUUCCUGGUGAUGUUCAUUUAUGCCAUUUUUGGCAUGGCCAACUUCGCCUACGUCGUCAGGGAAGCUGGAAUUGAUGACAUGUUUAACUUUGAGACUUUCGGGAACAGCAUGCUCUGCCUCUUCCAAAUCACAACUUCUGCUGGCUGGGAUGGGCUCCUCAGCCCCAUUUUGAACACUGGACCGCCAUUUUGUAACCCAAAGCUCAAUGUUCCUUCAACAUCUUCUAAAGGGGAUUGUGGGAACCCUGCAGUGGGGAUCAUCUUCUUCGUGACUUACAUCAUAAUAUCUUUUCUCAUUGUUGUGAACAUGUACAUCGCUAUCAUUUUGGAGAACUUCAAUGUGGCCACAGAAGAAAGCAGUGAGCCUUUAGGGGACGAUGACUUUGAAAUAUUUUAUGAGGUAUGGGAGAAGUUUGACCCCAAGGCAACCCAAUUUAUUUCAUAUUCUGAGCUGUCUGACUUUGCACACGCUUUAGUGGAUCCCUUGCGCAUCCCCAAGCCAAACAAACUUGAGUUGAUCGCCAUGGACCUUCCCAUGGUCAGUGAAGACAGAAUCCACUGCUUGGACAUUCUCUUUGCUUUCACCAAAAGAGUUCUGGGGGACUCCGGAGAGAUGGACAUACUCAAGCAACAGAUGGAGGAGAAGUUCAUGGUUGCUAACCCAUCCAGGGCUUCACAUGAACCAAUCACCACCACCCUCCGACGCAAGUAUGAGGAAACUUCAGCUAGGGUCAUUCAGAAAGCCUUUCGAAGUCAUUUGCUUCAACGUUCCAUGAAGCAGGCCUCAUUCUUACACCGUCACAAAAACUGCGAUGGUGACAUCCUGGAAGAAGAUGCCCCAGAAAAAGAAGGUCUCAUCGCCCUUUUGAUGAAUGAAACUUAUAUCCGAAAUCUGGAAGAGUCUCAAACAUCAUCACUGGAGUCUAUCCCUCCCUCCUACCACAGCGUUGCAGGAGAGCAAGAUGGUGAAGAUGGAGACCACAAGGACAUUUGUGGCCUGAAAAUGGCAGAAUCUUCUAUGAGUGAUAAGUUUAGAGAUGGUCACCUCUUUCCUGAUAAAGACAAGAUUUCCAAUGUUUAA